AUUGAUCUUGUUACGACUUCUUCGAUUUUCUUAUAAAAUAUUAUUUGUUACAAUUUUCUUACUCUGUCUAAUAUCUGUGAAUGAACCAUUCGUGUUUCGAUGUGUAUGAAUGUCUCGCUGUUCGUAGUUCUGAUGAAUCUGACCGGUAUGAAUCUGUCUAUUUCAGAUAGAAGAAAAAUGGCAGGAAAUUUUAAUACCUUUGAUGAAGAUUCCAUUUCAAAGUGGAGCAAUUCACAAAUGAAUAGAUUCCUCGAAGAAAUGCCAGGAUUUGGUGAGGAGGAGAGAGUGGUGGAAAGUAGCCCAAUUCAUUUCGGGGCAACUUUUCACCCCAAAGUUUCUACUGGGAAAGGGUUCUAUGAACACCGGAUGUUUGAUGGUGAAUCUUCUUCUUCUUCUUCUUCUUCAGCCCUGAAAAAGUGUGAUGAACACUUCAAAAGUAUAAGUCCCAUGAGCUGGGGGGAAAUUUCCUCCCAGAUUGAUAAUUUGAAUAAGAUAAAGUUAGAGAUGGUGGAAAGUAAUACGAGAAUAGUAAACCUGAUUGAGGGAACCAUCACACAGUUGAGGAAGGAAAAGCCAGGAAGAGUACUGCUUUCUAAUAUUCUAUAA
Mytilus trossulus (common blue mussel) is the source of this 606-nucleotide messenger RNA. RefSeq lists its product as uncharacterized. NCBI's taxonomy places the organism in Eukaryota, Metazoa, Mollusca, Bivalvia, Mytilida, Mytilidae. The record is from RefSeq and is a predicted model, not a curated record. The transcript is spliced from 4 exons. Bases 100 to 606 code for a protein of 168 amino acids.